Poecilia latipinna (sailfin molly) is the source of this 4664-nucleotide messenger RNA. RefSeq names its product IQ motif and SEC7 domain-containing protein 1-like. Gene Ontology annotation, molecular function: guanyl-nucleotide exchange factor activity. The coding region runs from base 702 to 4091 and encodes 1129 amino acids. The transcript has 14 exons. NCBI's taxonomy places the organism in Eukaryota, Metazoa, Chordata, Actinopteri, Cyprinodontiformes, Poeciliidae. The record is from RefSeq and is a predicted model, not a curated record. Gene Ontology annotation, biological process: regulation of ARF protein signal transduction; actin cytoskeleton organization.
AGAGCAAGACAUGGAAAAGCAGGAGAAGGGGAAAGAGAAGGAGAGGAAAGGUUCAUGGUUUCAAGGUGAGGAUGUCUAGAAGCUCAGGAGAGGAAAAAAAAAAAAACCCUGUUGGAAAGUUUGUUCUUGCAGCAGGAGGAGAUGGAUCGGAGCAGGGGCAUGGGAACCCCAUUCAGUUGUUUCAAACUGGGAUGAGGGAGUUUAGGAGACUUUCACACAUUCCAGUGCCAGUGCCGGCUGGAGGGGCGCCAAGCUUUGACCGUAGCGUUACGUCUCACAGGAUCCCGAGACGUGUGGAGAGGCGUCCACAGAGGACACGCUGACUGACCUGGAUAAGAUUUAAAAUAGAGCCAAAGCAGCCACUGUACUGCUUAUUUUGGGAGGUGGAUCCCAGACAUUAAUACCGAGUCCAAAUCAGUCCACGAGGACUUCUGAUCUUUUAUUUUUAUUUUUAUUUGGCUCUUAAGGCUGCGACCACGUCCAGGAUUGAUGUGGUUGUUCUGGGCGGGUUAAAAUCUCUCCCUCUGUCAUCCAGCGGCAGUGGCGAAGCUGGAGUUUGGAGAGGAGGACGGAGCUGACGUCCAUGCUCGGGAUUUUCUGCCUAAUAAAAAAAUUAUGAACAGCCAGCUGUGAUUCUGCUGCAGGGAUGCCUUGUAAUAUGGUUGGAUACUCGUCUACCCUGUUGAUUCUCUGAACUGAAGAUGUGGAAAUUCAAAGCGUUUUGCCUGGAUUAUUGGCACGUGUUGUGUCUGCACCCACACAACAACUUUUACAAGAGUGUGGAAGGAGAUGGACGGCCCAGUGAGAGCGGUCCUUCCUUGGACGGCAGAGCCAACUACGGCCAGGGUCCCGUAACUCACGGCUCGGCCAUCAGCCCCGACCGAUUCGACGGCCCGCUUUACAGCCACGGGGUCCAACCCGGGCCGCAGAGGCCCCGUCGGCCCAAACUCCAGCACUCGCAAUCCAUCCUCCGCAAGCAGGCCGAGGAGGAGGCCAUCAAGCGGUCUCGUUCUCUCUCUGAGAGCUAUGAGCUCUCUGCUGACCUUCAGGAUAAACAGGUGGAAAUGCUGGAGCGUAAAUACGGUGGAAGGUUCAUAACUCGGCAUGCAGCUCGCACCAUUCAGACAGCCUUCAGGCAGUAUCAGAUGAACAAGAACUUUGAACGUCUCAGGAGCUCUAUGUCAGAGAACCGUAUGUCCAGACGCAUCGUUCUUUCUAACAUGAGGAUGCAACUUUCGUUUGAGGGCCCUGAGAAAGUGCACAGCUCAUACUUUGAAGGGAGGCAGGUGUCCAUGACUGAGGACGGCACCCCGCUGUCCAUGGUGCAGUCUGAACGUGGGGACGUGGAAGUCCACCAGCAGGCAAACAUGACGUCACACCCGCCGCCGCAGGCUGACCUGACCGAUGCCAUCACGGAGCUGGAGGACGCCUUCUCCAGGCAGGUUAAGUCUCUGGCAGAGUCCAUAGACGAUGCACUCAACUGUCGUAGCCUUCAAGGGGACGAGGGGCCUGACCCUGAGGCUAUGGGCUGCUCCAAAGUGCAGGGAGAAGUGCCCUAUCAGAUGAAGUCCCACCGGAGGCCAGCUGGACGGAUGCGAGACGAAACUGUUGCAUCGUAUAGUGACGUUACUUUGUUCAUCGAUGAGGACGACAUUUCCCACCCUGCUGCUCUGAGGUCAGGAGACCAGCCGUCCAGUACAGAAUCAGACUUACGGCUGCAGUCAGUAAACUCCUCCCAGGAGUACUGGCCUAUUGACUCUAAAGAUGAGGGUCGUGACACAGACACUAGCUGCCGCAGCACUCCUUCUUUAGAGUGCCAAGAACAGCGUCUUAGAGUGGACCACCUCCCUCUUCUGACCAUAGAACCUCCAAGUGACAGUUCAGCUGAGCUCAGUGAUCGCUCUGACCGCGGCUCUGUCAAACGACCGCCUGUAUACGAACCUCACGGCCACAUCGUGACGUCCUCCCAGGCGAGCCCCAAACACAUAUCCCACGGACCCCCGCCACGAGCGCCCUCCCGCGACGAUGACGCGCCUCUGCGCCACCGCCACCGGCAGCUAGAAAGCCACCUGGCCAUCAACGGCUCGGCAAACCGGCAGAGCAAGUCUGAAUCAGACUUCUCAGAUGGGGACAACGACAGCAUCAACAGCACAUCGAACUCAAACGACACCAUAAACUGCAGCUCCGAGUCCUCGUCGAGGGACAGCCUCCGAGAGCAGACGCUAAGUAAGCAGACCUACCACAAAGAGACUCGAAACAGCUGGGACUCGCCAAUCUUCAGCAAUGACGUGAUCCGCAAGAGACACUACCGCAUCGGCCUCAAUCUUUUCAACAAGAAACCCGAGAAGGGCAUCCAGUACUUGACCGAGCGGGGGUUCAUUCCUGACACCCCAGUCGGUGUUGCCCACUUCCUACUUCAAAGGAAAGGGCUCAGCAGGCAGAUGAUUGGAGAAUUUUUGGGCAAUCGACAAAAACAGUUCAACAGAGAUGUCCUGGACUGUGUGGUAGAUGAAAUGGACUUCCAGAGCAUGGAGCUGGAUGAGGCCCUUAGGAAGUUUCAAAACCACAUCCGUGUCCAAGGGGAAGCUCAGAAGGUGGAGCGGCUCAUUGAAGCGUUCAGCCAGCGGUACUGCAUCUGUAACCCCACGGUGGUGCGACAGUUUCGGAACCCCGACACCAUCUUCAUCCUGGCCUUCGCCAUCAUUCUUCUCAACACUGACAUGUACAGCCCAAACGUCAAGCCAGAGAGGAAAAUGAAACUGGAAGACUUCAUCAAGAAUUUAAGAGGUGUGGAUGAUGGGGAGGACAUACCCAGAGAGACUUUGGUCGGCAUCUAUGAGAGGAUUCGCAAGCGAGAGCUUAAGACUAAUGAAGACCACGUGUCACAGGUGCAGAAGGUGGAAAAACUCAUAGUGGGAAAGAAACCAAUUGGUUCACUCCACCAUGGACUGGGAUGUGUGCUGUCGCUGCCCCAUCGACGUUUGGUGUGUUACUGCCGGCUGUUUGAAGUGCCAGACCCCAACAAGCCUCAGAAGCUGGGCCUGCAUCAGCGGGAGAUCUUCCUGUUCAAUGACCUCCUCGUGGUAACAAAGAUUUUCCAGAAGAAGAAGAAUUCGGUUACAUACAGCUUCCGCCAGUCCUUCUCUCUGUAUGGGAUGCAAGUGAUGCUGUUUGAAAACCAGUAUUACCCAAAUGGAAUCAGACUUACAUCAGCAAUACCAGGUGCAGACAUCAAAGUUCUCAUCAACUUUAACGCGCCCAACCCCCAGGACCGAAAGAAGUUCACAGACGACCUGAGAGAGUCAAUUGCAGAGGUCCAGGAAAUGGAGAAAUACAGAAUAGAGUCCGAGCUGGAGAAGCAGAAGGGGGUGGUGAGGCCCAGCAUGUCUCAAAGCUCCGGCCUGAAGAAGGAAGCCGGUAACGGGGGCAUGAACCGGGCCAGUCUGGACGACAGCUACGCCAUGGGCGAGGGUCUGAAGAGGAGCGCCCUCAGCAGCUCCCUGCGGGACCUCUCCGAAGCAGGCAAGCGAGGGCGUCGCAGCAGUGCAGGAUCACUAGACAGCAAUAUGGAAGGGUCCAUCAUUAGCAGUCCGCACACACGUCGGAGACCUACAACAGCACGUGAGGGCUCCUCCCGCGGCCAUCCCUCCAUCCCCAACUCGGCAUCAACGUCCAUCCUUGGGUCGCUCUUCGGCAGCAAGCGGGGGAAGCCCUCGUCUCAGAGCCAGCCCCCUCUGCCGCCGCCCGGCCACCCCACCCUCAUAUCGCACAAGCCGCACCCGACCAACCUGCAUCACACGGCCCAGGUGGUGCACACGGUGCAGGCGCAGCUACACGGCCCACACCCCCAGUACUGUCAGGUCCCGCAGAACCCCCCGCCUUACCCCCACCCCCACCACUACCACCCGCCUCCCCACACGCAGUACCACCAGCACCCGGCCUACUCCUCGCACGCGCACCACCACUCGCAGCACGGCCACUACAGCCAGCACCCGCACCACGCCCAGCACCCUCACCACCACGGCCAGCAGGCGGGCCCAGCACACGGCGGGCACAAACCCAAACACAGUGGCAUCAGCACCGUAGUGUGAUGCUCCUCGCGCGGAGAGACGGGAAGACAAAGGAGGAGACUUUAUGAAGGAAGGACAAUCGCUCACACCAAAGGGACUGACAGCAUAACUCUAUGGCCUGUCCACUGUGUUUCAGCUGCUGUGCUGGGAAGCAGUCACACCCAGACACCGCUUUCACUUCCAGGUCCAACUGAUAUGCAGGAUAGAAAACGGAUUCAAAUCUUCCAAUAGGGGCCUUCACUAGUUUGCCUGAUUUGGGGCUUCUGCGUGUGGAGGGUUUGGGCGGUCUGCACAGGAAGAUGCUGUUUAAUUUCCACAAGCUCCAACCUGCUGCUUUAUCCCCACAUUUACCUACCAUUACAUAAUCAGGAGGAAGGAAGCCCUACGAUGAGAACAUGUUUGACUGUUUUUUUUUUGUUUUGUUUUGUUUUUUUCACAAUUUCAGAAUUUCAGCUGUUGAGUCUUUGGUUUUUGCAAAUCCUGCCAUCAUGUGAAUGCUAUUUGUUGUCGCCUCCUCUAGAGCUCAUAUAUAAUACAAAAAAAAACAAAAAAAACAUAUAUAUAAGCAUUUCACACUGUCAACGGACAGCUAAA